Molecule: messenger RNA, 1230 nt
Organism: Prorocentrum cordatum
Lineage: Eukaryota; Dinophyceae; Prorocentrales; Prorocentraceae
Source: the annotation of a GenBank genome assembly
CAGACUUGCUCUCGGGGCCCUAUCGCCGAUCUAUCGGCGAUGUGCCGCCGAUCCCAGGUCGAUGUGUCCCCCUCCAUGCCAGUCCCCCCUAUCGUUGCCCCUCAGCUGAGGGCACGGGAAUGCUUUCUGGGCCUGUCUUGGAGCAACCGCGAGAGCCCUGCCGGCAGGACUCGCCGGGCAAGGCCCGCAUCAUCCGCAGGGCGCUCGAGGUGAUGCCGGGCUCCGCGCGGCUGUGGCGGGAGGCCGCUGGGCUCGAGGCCGACCCGGAGGCGCGAAGGGCGCUGCUGGCGAAGGCGGUGGCGAGCGCCCCUCACGGCGUCGAGCUGUGGCUCGCGCUGGCCAGGCUCUCGAGCUUCAAGGAGGCGCAGCGCGCCCUCGCCGCCGCCCGCAAGCAGGUGCCCGCCAGCGUGACCCUGUGGGCGGCGGCCGCGCGGCUGGAGGAGGCGCACGGCAACGUCAAGCUCGUGGAGCCCAUCAUCGAGCGCGCGGCGGGGGCGGUGCCGCAGGACCGCGAGGCGUGGCUGCGGCAGGCGGAGGAGGCGGAGAAGCUCGGUCUCGGGAGGACGUGCCAGGCCAUAGUGAAGGCCGUCAUGAGAGUGGACACGGACGCCGACGACGAGUCCAUGCAGCACGUGUGGACGAGGGAGGCCCGCGCGGCUGCUGGCCGGGGUGCCGUGGAGGUGGCCAGGGCCAUCUACUGGAACGGCCUCGCACAGAGAAAGGGGGACCCCACGCUCUACUGGCAGCUGCAGGAGCUGGAGGCGAGGUGCCCCGUCUCGCCGUCGCACUGCGCGGCUCGGCCAGGAGCUUGGUGAGGGGCCGGGGCUCGCUUCACCGGGCGGGGCGACGCCGAUCGGCGCGCGCCGCCUCGUUUUCCCGCACAUCCCGAGUGUGUCUGUGUUGUUGUUGGUGAGACCCCUCUGCCUCACUCCUGCCACCUCCUCACUCAUCUUGCAGCGGGGGGCCUUCGGCCUCGGCGGAUGCUUUGGCCUCUCGCCGUCUCUUCCACGGAUCCGUGCACGCCUAAUUCGGUGGUUCUCAUUUGGCACCCGACCGCAGCGCCGCACAGUCUCAACCUCGCCCGCCGCGUUUGGUCUCAUGCCCCGCAGUAGUUCGUCCCAGCGGCAGAAAGCCGAGUCUCACCGCGAAGACAGCCUGGGGCUUGGUGGUGAGCGCCUUCAAAUUCAGCUUGCGCGGCCAUGUGUCGACAAUUGUGGUGGUCGUAGUCGA